Messenger RNA from Truncatella angustata, 867 nucleotides. RefSeq names its product esterase D. The record is from RefSeq and is a predicted model, not a curated record. The transcript is spliced from 3 exons. Bases 1 to 867 code for a protein of 288 amino acids. Gene Ontology annotation, molecular function: S-formylglutathione hydrolase activity. Gene Ontology annotation, cellular component: cytosol. NCBI's taxonomy places the organism in Eukaryota, Fungi, Ascomycota, Sordariomycetes, Amphisphaeriales, Sporocadaceae. Gene Ontology annotation, biological process: formaldehyde catabolic process.
AUGUCUUUCGAGACUAAAGCAACGAUUGCCAGCUUCGGCGGAAAGCUGCUGAAGCUUUCCCACCAGUCUUCGAGCACUAAGACGCCCAUGGAUGUCAACCUGUACCUACCUCCCCAGGCCAAGACUCAGAAGGUCCCUGUCCUGAUCUUCUUAUCCGGCCUGACUUGCACGCCCGCAAACUGCUCCGAGAAGGGCUUCUUCCAGGCGGCGGCCUCGGCGGCCGGCAUCGCCAUCGUGUACCCGGACACGUCGCCGCGGGGCGCGGACCUGCCGGGGGAGACGGACUCGUGGGACUUUGGGGCGGGGGCCGGGUUCUACAUCGACGCGUCGCAGGAGCCGUGGUCGCGGCACUACAACAUGGAGACGUACGUGGGGCAGGAGCUGCCGUCGGCGCUGUUCAGCAGCGAGCAGGGCGCGCAGCUGGACGCCUCGCGGGUCUCGCUCACGGGCCACAGCAUGGGCGGGCACGGGGCGCUGACGCUGUUCCUGAAGAACCCGGGCAAGUACCGCAGCGUGUCGGCGCUCGCGCCCAUCGCCAACCCCACGCGCUGCCCCUGGGGCGAGAAGGCCUUCUCGGGGUACCUCGGCGCCGGGGACAGGGAGGCGUGGAAGCGGCACGACGCGACGGAGCUCAUCUCCGGGCCCGAGUGGAAGGGCAAGGAAGUCCCCGCGCUCAUCGACGUCGGCACCGGCGACAACUUCUACAAGCAGGGCCAGCUGCUGCCGGAGAACCUGGAGAAGGCCGUCGAGGGCAACGGCGUCAAGGGCGUGACCGUCAGGUAUCAGGAGGACUAUGACCAUUCGUACUUUUUUAUCUCCUCGUUUGCCGAGGAUCAUGUCAAGCACGCCGCCAAGUAUCUGUUUUAG